This is a messenger RNA of Arvicanthis niloticus (Nile rat), 1227 nucleotides long. It is a transcript of the gene C18H16orf95, whose product is annotated as chromosome 18 C16orf95 homolog. Lineage: Eukaryota; Metazoa; Chordata; Mammalia; Rodentia; Muridae. The record is from RefSeq and is a predicted model, not a curated record.
GGGGGACACAGACGGUGCACAGGCAAGUAGGUGGCUGCCUCUCCCACACACUUCGCAGGGGGCCCUAGGACCAUGGGGAGCAGGCUGACAGAGGCAUUUGGGGAGUAGCAAGCUAUUAGAACCCGUGUGGGCCUCUUCCCUUUCCCGCUCUGAUGUCAGUGAGGAUGAUGAUGGUGACACCGUAUCCCACAGCACACUGGAGGGCAGAGUGAAGGAAGACCAGGCACAACCACUGAAAGAACUGGGACGUGUCACCACUGGAGACAGGAAGCUAAGGGAUAGCCAUGAUACCAGUGACCCCAGGAGGAAAAGGGGAUCGGGACCGGUUUGCCCCACGUGCGCACAGACUCAUCCACAGGAAAUGGAAGGGUUCGUUUCAGACCUUUGGAAAGGAUGUGUGCAUCACGGGUCAGUCGGUGUACCCUGGCCUCCGCACUGUCCCCCAGGAGUGCUUGUGUUGCCAAUGCUAUGCCAAGUUUGGGGGCCACCUGCCUGUGCCCCGGGCUGAUGCGCUGCUGCCCUACUGGGUGCCUCUGUCCCUGAGACCACGAAAGCAGGUCUCGAAGAUGAUGCGGUGUUACGUCCCCAGAGUCGUGAGGUCGUGCCGGUGCUCCUGCCACUGCUUCGGGGGCCAUCUUCCGAUGCCCAGGGACAGGGCCAUCAUGCCCUACUGGGUGCCCCAGGGGCUGAGGUCACAGAAGAAGGUGGUGAAGAGUCUGGAGAAUGUGAAAGACACCCCAGAUUUCCACCAGGACUCAAGCAGAUGGUACGGCUGUUGGCGGGUCUGCGGGAACCAGCAUCUCCUCCUCAAGUGGCAGCGGCUCCAGGCCCUUUAUCAAGAUGAGCUGCCAGGUCUUCAGGAGGACGGGCCCCAAGCUGGCCGCUUAGGCCUCCUCCUACCCGUCAGCUUCAAUCUCCUGACCCUGCUGCAGGCGGUCCUGAGGGUCAUCAUGGCCAUUCGUCAUUUGUUCUGGGACUGAAUUGAAGUCUUCAGCUACUGUCAAGGUCCUCCGGAAGAGUGUCAGUCCCAAUCGUGGUCCCUCAAGGGAAGCCCUGGGCUCAGGAGGAUUCUGUGACACUCGCUGUUUCCACACAAGAUAAGAUCUGCGCCCGUGGUCCAAUCUGAGCUAGGAACCGUCACAUGACUGCUGGUUGAAGGGGGGCUGGUACGAAUGUCCGCACGAGUCUGUUGUGAAUGCAGCCAAUAAAUGUUAUUUGUGAAACUCU